AACACCUGUUUACAAAUAUCGUACCCUCGCGAGCCAAGGCGAAGAUACCGACUCGGGGGCCCCCCUCUUUUGCCGGGUAACAGGCCCCGAACCAUGAACACGGCUGACUCAGUCAACAUCGUCUGCAUCGUUCGAAACGGACCGUCGAGGGGUCGCCAGAUGCAAACCUGAUUCGGUACGGUAAAAUGACAGUUUGUGACAAGUGUUGUGAUCAGUUUUAAGUGAAUUUUUUUAUUGAUCCAACAUCGGAUAGCCUCAGCUAGCCAUGGAAGAACAUUUCGAACUCGACGACGAUCAUGUAUCGUCGCAGCCAUUGCCUGGUGAAAAUGGGACUUACCCUUACUACUCUCAGCCACUGCUCAAUUUUGCAGCAGUAACCACAAUCUCGAUUAUGAUUGUUGGCCUUCUGGGCAACCUCCUUACAAUAGUUGCACUUCUGAGAUGCCCCCGAGUCAGGAACGUAGCUGCAGCAUUUAUCAUAAGUUUAUGCGUGGCGGAUUUCUUAUUCUGCGCUGUUGUACUUCCCUUUGCAGCGUCAAGGUUCAUAACUGAUAGUUGGGUUCAUGGAGAUUUCCUGUGCAGCCUGGUACCACUGGUGCGAUAUGGAAAUGUCGGUGUUUCACUUCUGUGCAUAGCGAUGAUCACAAUAAAUAGAUAUAUAAUGAUUGCACAUUACGGUUGGUACCCAAAGAUUUACAAGCCUAUGUGGAUAGCUUGUAUGAUCAUUUUCUGUUGGGCAUUAAGCUUCGGUAUGCAGGUGCCAACCUUGCUCGGCAUCUGGGGUAAAUACUCAUACGAUCACAACAUAAGGACAUGCUCAAUUACAAAAGACAUUUGGGGACGAUCAUCAAAAACUGCUCUUUUCCUUAUAGGAUUUGUCAUUCCUUGUCUUAUAAUCGUCUGCUGUUACGCCAGAAUCUUUUGGGUCGUGCACAGUUCUGAGAGCAGGAUGAGGAAACAUGCUGCAGAAAGCAAUGGAAAAGAACACAAAGAAUCAAAAACAAAAAGAAACGAAUGGAGAAUAACAAAAAUGGUUUUGGCGAUAUUUUUAUCAUUCCUUAUGUGCUAUCUUCCCAUCACUAUAAUAAAAGUUUAUGACCAUAGUGUCCAAUAUCCAGCACUGCAUGUCGUGUCUUAUCUCCUUCUCUACCUUUCGGCCUGCAUAAAUCCGAUUAUAUAUGUCAUUAUGAACCACCAGUAUAGACAAGCGUACAAGACAAUCCUGUUGUGCAAGCGGCCGAGGCUUCUAUCUGUCACUCCAGGUGGCUCGAGCUAUGGAGGAAAGUCAAAAGAAGAUAGUAAAACCAUGGUAUCGCAAGUUUCCAUAGCGCUAACGCCCGUUCGCUGCCAGGAACUUCCUGACAUUUCCGACAGGCAACUUUGAUCUCAGGUUUUCAAUUGGACUACCGACUUGCGCAGGAUAUUCAUACAAACCAUCAACAAUUUUUUUAUAAUCAUUUUAUUCAUAAUGCUUUUCGCUCUUUUUGCAUGUUGUUAAAUUUUAAAAAAUUGUUUUAGUCACUUUAUUUCUUAUUUUUGUUAUUGUUGUGAAAUUUGAGUACCAAUGUCAUGAUGCCAAAGUAAAGGAAAAUGCAAUUUUCCUCUAGUCUUUAAUGGAUGUGUACAAGAAACUCAAUUGUUCAUAUAUGUAAUAAACAGAAAGCACAAAAUUUGUAUUCUUGUAAAGUAUUAUUCAUUAGAGAUAUUAUUUUUGUAAAUAGUCUAAGUUUAUCCAUUUGUUUUUAAUAAAAAUUUAAUUGAAUGUAUUUAAAGAAAAAUAAGUGUACUUUUAGAUGUAUAAAUUAUUUGUGAUAUUUAAGAUAGUAAUAAAACACAUGUCCACAAAUAAUGGAAAACAUUUUAUUUAUUUAUCUCCAAUGUCUACUAAUCAACAUGCAUUAAGACUUUUGCUGGUCCUAUUGCAAAAAAAUAUGAAACUAGUAAAUUAUUUAUAAAAUUAAAUAUAUGUAAAUUACAUUAAAUUUUCAGUUACAAGAUAAAUAUUUAAUCUAAGUUUUUGCUUUGAUUUCCACCCAUCACAGAAUUGGUACAAUGCUGAGUACACCACUCCAGAUGGUGUAGUACAUGUCACAAAAACCAGCCUUGACUGACACUCUUGCUGCUGAGGGUUUAAUAACCAGAAUGAAAACCAGGAAACUCAUAAUUUAUUUUAUAUUUUUCUCUUGGACCUUUGGAAGAAGUAACCCAGAAAACAAUUUUGUCACUCGUACUGAAAUCAUAAAUCUCUACAUAGAUAAAUUGGCCAAGGAAGGCUCGGUGAGGACACCUAUUGGCCUCGAACCUUUUUGUGGCAUUCCAAAUGCCAAAUAUGUGGAUCCAUCGGACAGUGUAUUAAAAAAAAAAAGUCUUCCGUUUAAUGAGAAGUUAGCCCAGGAUAGAAAGGACCAUUGCAGAAACUAAUGGCAGAGUUACUAAAAAACUAGAACAUGUUGUGUUUCCACUGUGUGAAAAUCACCAGCACAACUGUUUAGUGAAACUGGUCUUGUGUUGUGUGUACCUAGUCAGGACUAUGAAUCUUUGGGUGCAAGGAUGUUUUGGGGUGAGGCAACCUGCUGUCAGUUUUUUCUGCACAUCAAAGUUUUUUGUGUUGUUUGUUUCUCUCCAUUUAAAUUGCACUUGUCUCAAGUAUUAGAAUGAACUGACUCCUAGCCCUGAGGAAAUUUCGGUCAAAAAAUGCCAUUCAUAUGCAUUCCCGGUCAUUGUAACAUUCGUGGCAACUUCUUGCUGAUGCGGCACCCAAAUCGGUGGUCACAGAAGGGAUCUGGAUAAAUCGAGUCUCUGGGGAAGACUUUUUCACCCAUAUCAAGAGAAACCCAUUUUGGAAAAAAGUGGCACAACGAAUGGUGUGUAAUGACCUUUAACAAACUGAGAGAAAUUAAGGAAGAUGUAAAAUGGUCUACACCUCACUCAAUCCUCCCAUAAGGAAGAAACUGUCCUAGCUUGCUUAAGAAUAGAUCAUUGAAGAAUCACGGUUUACUCAUGGCGUGAGAACCUCCACCGAUCUGCCAAGGUAGUCAGAAACCACUAACAGUCAAACAUACUGUUACUUUCUGUUCUUCAUUUGAUCCGGAAAGGAGCGUAUGUGCUAUUUCUGGUAGUUUGGGACAGAAUUUGUCAGUACAGAGUAGAAAAAACAUUUCAAUUUCAUGAGGAAGGCUGGUCUGCUUUCUAAAAUUUAGAAGACAAGGCAUGAAUGGGGAUGGUGGCUGAGGCUGUCAGCGCCUGCGAGCCUGACGGGGCCUCCUUGUUUGUGACAUUGUGGCAUUUCUGUUUAAAAAAAUUAUAAAUUUAAUUUGUAAGAUAAAUCAUUGUAGGUCAGACAGUAAUAUUACAAUAAAAUUGCUCAGCAUAAGCCUUAUAUUGUUUGUCUCCAUUGUUCCAUGCAAUUAGACAGUUUUAUAAUAUUCAUAAUUGUACAAUUUGGCAUAAAUUUAAACAAAGUGACUGAUGUUCUAAUUAAAUAAAUGGCAUAUUAAAAGAAAAAUACAAACAAAUGAAUAUGAAACACAUGAUUCAUUCAUUCUAAUUCAUUUUUAGUUAUUCACAAAAAAAAUCACACAAAUUUUUAGUUUGAAAGUUAUGAGAACAAAAUUAGUGAAUAUAAUUGAACAUGGAAUCUUUACAAAAACAGUCAGGUGUGAUAUCCCGGAACAAAAUGAUGGAAAUGAUCAGAGCAGGUUUGAAAGAUCUGGGAAAUGAAGAACAAAAAGUAAGUCCUGCUGAUUUGCUUAAAUACAUUAAGCAUAACCACAAUUUACCUCUGGCUAGAACUUUGCCUAGAUUUGUAGAAGCGUUAGAAUUAGCUAAAAAAAGAGGCUUAGUAUGGCAGGCAAGUAACAACAAAUAUAUUUUAAGCCCUGAGCCUACCAGCAUGUGCAAUUCAUGUGGUGGUAAGAAAAAGAUGAAGAAAUCCUCCUGUAGGCCGAUGAGAAGCAAACAAACAAAAAAAAGUAUUAAAAGAAGGCAGAGUAGAGAGAGAAGAAAGGAAUCUCUUUCUCAUAGAAGGAAGGCUUUACAGAGCAGAACAAGGUGUAAGUCAAAAAGGGAAAGUCACCGCCACAAAUCCCAUAAAUCCAGCAGGAGAAGUAGGUCGACUGAAAAAAAGAGGAUGCAUUCAGCAAAAA
Messenger RNA from Cimex lectularius (bed bug), 4145 nucleotides. RefSeq names its product G-protein coupled receptor moody (gene moody). Gene Ontology annotation, molecular function: G protein-coupled receptor activity. The record is from RefSeq and is a predicted model, not a curated record. The coding region runs from base 266 to 1384 and encodes 372 amino acids. Gene Ontology annotation, cellular component: membrane. NCBI's taxonomy places the organism in Eukaryota, Metazoa, Arthropoda, Insecta, Hemiptera, Cimicidae. Gene Ontology annotation, biological process: G protein-coupled receptor signaling pathway. The transcript has 9 exons.